UUUAUUAUAAGUAGCUCUUCAUCAGUUCAUUCUAAUCAGUAUUUCGAUUUAAUUAGAAAUUUUUUUUGAUUUAUUAAAAAAAUGAGACAAUUUCUUUUAAUUUUUGGAUUAAUGGGCAUUGCCCUUUCAUCAACAUUCGCACAAUUUAAUCCAAAUCAAAAUAAUAAUUUUGAUCCAAAUGUGGCUUACACUCAAGGACUUCCAAAUUUAAAUAAUCAAAAUCAAAAUUCUGGUUUGAAUCAAGGACCACCUUUAAAUUAUCAAUAUCAAGGUCCAAAUCCAGGUCAGAAUCAAGGACCACCUUUAAAUUAUCAAUUUCAAGGUCCAAAUCCAGGUUAUGGAUAUCCAGUUCCAAAUGCGGCUAAUGUAAAUUAUCCAGGUCCAUUUGCACCUGGUUUUAAUUAUGGAAAUCCAAAUUAUCCAGCUUUUGCACAACCACAACAAAAAUUAAAUGUCGAUGAUUCUCUUCAGAAGAUGUUUGGCAAUAUGACACCAGAGGAAAAUGAUGGUGUACAAGAGAUAUUUAAAUUUAUGAAAAGUUUAAAUGUAGGAGAAAAUUUUGAAGGAUUAAAAGUAACAGCUGUGACAAAAAAUAAUAGUUUUUUACAAACAAUGAUUAGUUAUGUAGAAGGAUUCUUUAACAUAAUUCGUCGUGUUCUUUCAAUUCUCACUCUUGGAGCGUCGGAAGGAGUCUUCAGUUUUUUGCAAAGACUCUUUUUUUCACAUUAAACUAUUUUUCAAAAAAGUUUGAAGCAUGGACAAUGUUGCAACAAUAUGUAAAACAACAUUUUUUUAAUGUUACUUCUAUUAAUUAAAAUCAAUGCAUUUGUUUCAUUAUUUUAAUGAUAAAGUGAAAAGUAUUAUUAUUAAUCUAUUACAUAUUUUAUAUAUUACAAUUUAAAUGAAAAAUAUUAUGUAACUUAACAUUGUACAACAAUGGCUAAAUGUUUUUUAAGUUCUAUUCAAUUUUUUUUUAUAUUUUUAUGUAUGAAUUUUCAAUAUACAUUUAACCAAGAUUGAAAAAUUAUCAAAAUAUAUUAUAAAUACAGUACCUUGAAACGCAAUUUUACUUCAUUUUUGUAAAAAAAAAAAAUUAUCUGAAUAUGUUUCGAUGAUUUGUAAAUUGAGGAACGAAAAAUUGACAAUUACUUUUAUUAUAGGGUAAUUAAAAAAAACUAAAUAGCGAUAUUAAUUGAAAAACUAUUUUAUAAAUAGCAAAAAAAAAAAAAAAAAAUUUUUUUUAAAACUUCUUGACUAAAAAUUUUAAAUUUGAAAAGUAUUUCUAUCAUGGAAUAAAUUUCCUUUAUUUCAUCACCUUUUAUUAUAUAGAAGUUUUAUCAAGCACAAAUAUACAUUAAAUCGAUACAAGCCAAAAAACAAUAAAUUUCAUGAUUUUUGAUUAGUUUCCCGAACAUUGCUUCUAUUAACUAAGAUUAAAUUUACUUUUAUUAAUUUUUUUUUUUUUUGCAUAUAUAGUGCAAAUAUGUCCAAAAUUAAAAAAAAAUGCUUUAAUAGAUUAAAAAUUUAUUUAUUUCCAUAAAUUAAAUUAAAUGUUGUGCCAGUAAGUAUUGCCGUACAUUCCACAUUUUCUUCCAAGAAAUUCAAAAUGUUGUCUAAACAAUCACAAACUGUUGUCGUUUUUGAAGACACCGAUGAUGGUGCAUUAGUUCUUAAUUUUGAAAUUUCGAUUUUCGAAGUGGUAUUCUUUUCAGUUACACUUGACAAUUAACUUAAUGUUGUAAUUUCGGAAAUCAAUGAAGAAUUUAAUGUCAAGGACGAAGGUUGUACUUUCAGAAUAGUGGAUUGUACUAAAGGAAUUGGAGAUUUUUAUGUAACAUUUUGUACUGUAGAAGAAACAGGUCUUGGAAUAGAAUUAUUUGAUUUUAAAGUAGAAGUUAAUUUUAUUGUACACGGAAAGAAAUCUUGUUAGAAUAUUUAAUAAAUCUGAAUAGAAAUUUUGA
Leptopilina boulardi is the source of this 1961-nucleotide messenger RNA. RefSeq lists its product as uncharacterized. The transcript is spliced from 2 exons. NCBI's taxonomy places the organism in Eukaryota, Metazoa, Arthropoda, Insecta, Hymenoptera, Figitidae. The record is from RefSeq and is a predicted model, not a curated record. Bases 82 to 729 code for a protein of 215 amino acids.